Molecule: messenger RNA, 708 nt
Organism: Trichomonas vaginalis G3
Lineage: Eukaryota; Parabasalia; Trichomonadida; Trichomonadidae
Exons: 1
Coding region: 1-708 (235 amino acids)
Source: RefSeq, a predicted model, not a curated record
AUGCUGGGUUCAUCUUCACAAUUUAAGCAAAUCAUUGUAAAGAAAACAAACGUUCCAUAUGAAUUGAGAUUUAUUGACAUCAGAAAUUAUAUAGCGGGUGGGACAUUAGACCAAUUCACUCAAGAUUUCGGAAACAAUAAAUCACGUGUUAAAUCCUUUUUCCCAUAUCAAUUCAUCACAUGGGAGAAUUACGAAGAUGAAUUAUAUAAAAAGGAACCAUUCACUCAAGAUUCAUUUUAUUCAGCAUUAACCCAAGAAACUAUAUCAGAUAGUGAUUAUCAAAUAUAUCUCAAUGAUGCUAAAAAUUUUGAGAAUAGAUUAGAAUAUUUUAUUCAUUAUUGCAAUAAAGACGUUGAAAUUAUGAUUGACCCAAUCGAUAAAAUUAUUGAAGAAACAUUUGUUUAUAAAAUUGACAUGCUCCAUAAUCUUUCAUUAUCAUCUAAUGCAUCAAUGAUUCGUUACGCUUUAGCAUAUAAAGACUUUAAUCCUAACGAAACAUAUCCGGAAGAAGAAAAUGUGGAAUCAAGUUUUGAAUUAACGAAAAAGUAUUGGAAAUAUAAAAUUGAAUCAUAUAAGAAACAAGAUGAAAAGGUGAAAAGAGAUACCAAAAAUAAUGUUUCAAUGGAUGACUAUCAAUAUUUUCACGAUUUAAUCCUUUCAUCUAAAUGUAAAAUGUGUGGUAAAGCGUUUACAUAUGCAUAUUUAUAA